This is a messenger RNA of Magallana angulata, 4545 nucleotides long. RefSeq names its product 2-oxoadipate dehydrogenase complex component E1-like. Lineage: Eukaryota; Metazoa; Mollusca; Bivalvia; Ostreida; Ostreidae. Gene Ontology annotation, biological process: tricarboxylic acid cycle. Gene Ontology annotation, molecular function: thiamine pyrophosphate binding; oxoglutarate dehydrogenase (succinyl-transferring) activity. The transcript has 23 exons. The coding region runs from base 57 to 2804 and encodes 915 amino acids. The record is from RefSeq and is a predicted model, not a curated record.
UAAAACUUGGAACUCUCUAUGUGGGGAGGUAAAAUUAGUUUGAUAUACCAACAACAAUGUUAUCCAGGUUGAAGUUGCUGCAUUCUCGACAUCUGCAGCAUUUUGUCGAUUCUUUGAAACCACUGAGUGGUUAUCACACAAAAUGUGGUAUCUAUGGCAACUACCCAAGAACUGCACCAGAUUUUAAAAUCGAUGAGGCCACUGUUCAGAACAGGAUUUACCAAAGCAAUAUCUACAGACUGGUGGAGGCAUACAGGAGCCAUGGACACAAAAAAGCCGCCCUGGAUCCACUACAGCUGACAGAGGCAGAAUGUGUGCCAGAACUAGAUCCUGCCCUGUAUGGAAUAUCCGCAGAGAGUAAUCAGAUCAUCCAGACGGAGGGGAUCUUCCACGGACCGAACAUGACAGUGGAGGAACUAGUCAACAGCCUGGAGUCCAUCUACUGUGGGCCAGCUGCUCUCGAGUUUCAGCAUCUAGAGAGUUCAGAAGAGAGAGAAUGGUUGGCUUCUGCAUUUGAGAGGAGAGGAGAUAUAGAGUUAACAGCCCAGACCAGAGUAGAGCUAGCUGAUAUAAUGCUACGGUGUCAGGCAUUUGAUCACUUUUUGGCCAACAAGUUUGUGAAUGUGAAGCGUUAUGGGGGCGAGGGUGGAGAAAGCAUGAUGGCCAUAUUUGAAGAAAUCUUUAAUAAAUGUUCACAAAGCAGUAUAUCAGACGUUGUUAUAUGUAUGCCACACAGGGGGCGCCUGAAUUUCCUCACCUGUAUGCUCAAGUUUCCUCCUGUUAUCAUGUUUAAAAAGAUGAAGGGACUGCCAGAGUUUCCGUCCGAGGUUGCAGGGAGUGGGGAUGUCCUGUCCCAUCUGUACACAUCUGUUGAUUUAAAGUAUAACAGCAAGGAUGUCCAUGUUAGUUUAAUCCCUAAUCCUUCUCAUCUGGAGGCAAACAAUCCAGUGGCUGUAGGCAAGGCCCGGUCCAAACAGCAGACCCAUCAGUGUGGGGAGUACAGCCCUGACCCCGGGGACGACAAGGUGCUCUGUGUACAGGUGCAUGGCGAUGCCUCAUUUUCUGCUCAGGGUAUUGUUGCAGAGACAUUCUGUAUAGCGGAAUGUCCCCAUUUUAAUGUAGGUGGCAGUAUACACCUCAUUGUGAAUAACCAGAUCGGCUUUACUACAGAGGCGUCUAGAGGAAGGUCUUCUAGGUACAGUAGUUGCCUUGCCAAAAUAAACGCCUAUCCAGUUAUUCACGUUAAUGCUGACUUCCCAGAGGAAGUCAUGCGGGUAACUUCUAUAGCUAUGGACUAUCGGAAAAAAUUCCAGAAGGAUGUUAUCAUUGAUUUCAUCUGCUUCCGUAAACAUGGCCACAAUGAAUUAGAUGACCCAUUUUUUACCAAUCCAAAGAUGUACAAGGCAGUGAGGGGACGCGACAGUAUUCCAAACAUAUACGCCAAAAACGUUGUGUCGGAGGGAUUGGUUGAGCAAGAGCAGCUGGAUGGUAUGGUCAAGGCCUGGAACACUACGCUGGCAGACAACAUGUCUAUGGUGGAUUCCUUCGUCCCUCAGAGGUUUGACCUCCAGCAGCAGUGGAGUCAGAUGGUCCAGGCCGGGGAUGUGGUCACUCUCUGGGAUACAGGCGUGUCUGUUGACCUUCUGAAGUUCAUAGGUCAAAAGUCUGUCACAUGCCCUGAUCUAAAAGUCCAUCCCAAUGUUCAGAAGGCUCAUGUAGACAGACGACUGGAGAAGAUGAAGGAUGGGCGGGGCUUAGACUGGGCCACAGCGGAGGCUCUGGCAUUUGGAUCACUAUUGUACCAGGGGUUCAAUGUGAGAGUGAGUGGACAGGACGUGGGGCGGGGCACCUUUAGUCACAGACACGGGAUGUUGGUGGACCAGGAAACAGACGAGAUACACAUUCCACUCAACCACAUCAAGGAGGAUCAGACUGCAUUCCUAGAGUUGGCUAACAGCGCCCUGUCUGAGGAGGCAGUGCUGGGGUUUGAGUACGGCAUGAGCAUUGACCACCCCAACAACCUGGUUAUAUGGGAGGCCCAGUUUGGGGACUUCUUCAACGGAGCCCAAAUCAUCAUAGACACCUACAUCUCCAGUGGGGAAUUGAAAUGGCUCCUUCAGACAGGACUAGUGAUGCUGUUGCCUCAUGGGAUGGAUGGAGCAGGUCCAGAGCAUUCAUCCUGUAGGAUAGAAAGAUUUUUACAGAUGUGUGACAGCAGUGAAGUGAAAGUAGAUGGAGACACUGUCAACAUGCUGGUGGCCAACCCCACGACCCCCGCUCAGUACUUCCACCUUCUCCGCCGACAGAUGGUGCGUAACUUCAGAAAGCCCCUAGUGGUGGUGGCUCCAAAGAUCCUGCUGCGUCUACCAGAAGCCACCUCCUCCCUAGAUGAGAUGGCCCCUGGAACCACUUUCCAGACAGUUAUGGGGGAUCCUGGUGUCUCUCCGGGGAAGGUGACAAAAGUUGUCUUCUGCUCAGGCAAACAUUACUACACACUGACUAAGGAGAGGGAGAAUCUCAAACUUCAAAAUGUUGCCAUAAUUCGUUUAGAGAGUCUUUGCCCCUUUCCAUCAGCUGAGAUUCAAACAGAACUGAAUAAAUUCUCCAACGCUACAGACUUUAUAUGGAGUCAAGAAGAACAUCGUAAUAUGGGGGCCUGGAGUUUUGUCUCUCCCAGAUUCGAGAACAUUUUAGGGAAGAAGCUAAGAUACGUGGGUCGUGAUCACCUAGGAACCCCCGCCACAGGAAUCGGCCAGAUCCACCAGGCCGAGGCUAAAGCCCUGCUGCAGCAGACGUUCAACUGACUCCCAGCAAAACUACAAGUCGACUGAUCAAAACAGAGACAGAUUUUCAUAUUAAAGAGUGCUAGUUAUUUUGAUAUAAUUCUUUACAACAUAUAUGUACAUUAAUCUCUUCAAUAAACAGAUAUGUUUUAUAUGUAUACAGUAACCCGUGUGUGUUUAAGUUUAUAACAAUUUUUGUGUUUUAAAGUAGAUGGAAAAUUAUAGUCAUUUUUCAUUGAUUAUUUUGUUUUAAUAAGUUACCAAUAGUUUGUUUUAUGGGUGUUUUUUGCCAUUGAUAUAUUGUACACCAUUUAAAUGCCUCAAUUCUAUUUUGAAACGAAAGCACUAGUCCACUAAAUACAAGUAUGUAUAGGUACAAGGUAUAUAGGAUAAUGUAUGCAGUAAAAUUGGUUUUUUUUUUAAAACCCACUUUAUUUGCAUAAUACCCGGUAAUAAAAUCUAGAAGUAUGAAAUAUGGAAGCUGCUACCUCAGAAACAAUUUAUACAUCACAGCUACCCGCCAACAUUUUAAUGUUAAUUUUCUCAGAUGAUCUUUUGUAUUUAUUUAACAUCAAUGCUGGUCAGUAUCUAGUGGCAUUUUUGAUUUAUUUUAUCAUGAGUGUUUUGUAAAUUUUUUUUUGUCAACAUGAGAGGGCUAAAAACAAACAUCACAUACCGGUACUUUUUCAGCCGCAGUUGAUGAUGUUUUGUAUUUAACAACAAUGUACUAGUCAUCUAGUACCUAGUGGCAUUUUUGUUUUGUUUAUUUUAUAAUGAGUGUUUCUGUUUUGUUUUUUGUCAGCACAUAAUAGAGGGGUAAAUACAAACAUCACAUAAUAGAGGGGUAAAUACAAACAUCACAUAAUAGAGGGGUAAAUACAAACACCACAUAAUAGAGGGGUAAAUACAAACAUCACAUAAUAGAGGGGUAAAUACAAACACCACAUAAUAGAGGGGUAAAUACAAACAUCACAUACUGGUACUUUCAGUUUUUCACACUUUUGAUUGAAUAUUACUAAAUAAUCAUUUUUGUUAACAUAGAACUGUUUUAAUGUUACAAUUAUUUUAAAUGUAUUCUCGCCUUGCUAUGUUCUUAAAAAAGGUUGUCAACAGCCAUUUUAUUACAUGUACAUGUAUAUAGAAUACAUGAAUUUGAACAUGUCAUUUGGAUUAUUUUAUUGACUGAUCAAGAAUAUUCUCAUGAAGUAUAUCUAGUAAACAUAGAAUGUGAUUUAUCGAACAAUGAGAUUCCUUUUAGCAUGGAUUUGAUUUAGUUGAUAAAAUCAUGUUUAGUGUGAUUCCCAGGUUUUUACACCUAUUAAAAGGAGCUAGUGGUAGAUUUUCAUAUCUUAACAAUUCAAAUCAAAAUUGUAAUCAAAACCGAGAAUUAUGCACCAUUGUGUUUGUAAGGUUAUAGAUUUAUAAAGAGAUUAUUUAGCAGGAGAGUAGAGCUUGUCUGCCCUGAUGCUGGGUUACACAACUCCUGGGUUGUCCGACAUGCACACAGUCCUAAGUAAACCAUCAUUUUCAGCAUAAUCAGGUUUAAAAAAACCAAAAUGGCAAUCAUUUUCCUGCAAUGAAAAGUUAAUAUGAGCUGUUGAAAGCGUUAAAUGAUAUUUUUGUAUGAACUAUGGACGAUACAUUUGUUCUAGGUAAUGUGAUAAUAAUUGUAUUAGUGAUGUUUAUUGUGGAAGGCAUGUACUUCUUACACAGUCUCUGUGAAUAUGAGUUAACACAAAUAGAAAUAAACUUUAAAAAGAAA